Manis pentadactyla (Chinese pangolin) is the source of this 966-nucleotide messenger RNA. It is a transcript of the gene GUCA1C, whose product is annotated as guanylate cyclase activator 1C. NCBI's taxonomy places the organism in Eukaryota, Metazoa, Chordata, Mammalia, Pholidota, Manidae. Gene Ontology annotation, molecular function: calcium ion binding; calcium sensitive guanylate cyclase activator activity. The record is from RefSeq and is a predicted model, not a curated record.
AUGGAAGAAUGGCCUGGAGUGCAGUUGCAGCUGGUCAGAGAUGACUCACUGCUCUGGCUGGUUGGGCACGGCUCCCAACAAUUGUGUAUAGCUGGUGGUUGGACAGAAAUUCCUGCUGAGGAGACCUAUGUGUGGUAUAGAAAAUUUUUGAUGGAAUUUACAUCUGGCCUUCAAACACUGCAUGAAUUUAAGACACUCUUGGGUCUGUAAAGUCUAAAUUAAAAGGCCAAUUAAUAUGUUGAUCAAAUCUAUAAUAACUUUGACAUGAACAAAGAAUCCAGAACACACUGUGCUGAACAUGUUCCAUCUAUUCAUGUCUAUGAACAGCUCUUCCAGAAGAAUUCAUCCAUAGUGAGCUUUGAGUGCAAUACUGAGUGUUACGAAGAACAAAAGUCUGAGAGUGGAUUUAUUGACUUUGUGGAGUUUAUUACUGCGGUAAAUCUAGUUGUACAAAGAAAAAUGGAACAAAAAUUUAAAUGGUAUUUUAAGCUGUAUGAUGCUGAUAGAAAUGAUUCUAUUGACAAAAAGGAACAACUGAGUAUAUUCUUGGCUGUACAAACCCUCAAUGGCCAGCAAACCCUGAGUCCUAAAGAAUUCGCCAACUUGGUGUUUCCUAAGAUCGAUACAAACAAUGAUGGAGAGUCGACUUUAGAAGAAUUUAUCAAUUGCAUGGAAAAAGAUCAGUAUAUUCUGGAGAUUGUCUCCAAGAGCUCAUGGAAUGUGCUGGAAGUAAUCUUUAAUGAGAAGCAGUCGGACACCGAGGUAGUCUUCCUCCGAACCAUCUGACAAGGUGGUCUAGGGAAGGUGAAAAUAAAGUUGCGCAGUAGAAGUGAAAAGGAAAACAUCGUCACAGUGGCACCCCAGGAGCAGCCCCACCCUGGCAGUGGCAGUGAUUUCACUGUGCCUCCGUGUUCCUCUGAGGCACCUGGUGUCCUUUGCACUGGAAACUGGGCUCCUGCUCCCUGA